AGAUUCGCAGCCAACAGCUGUCAGUUGGUCUUGGUUUUUCUCAGAGUAAGACAGCAAUUGAUUUGCUCCUCAGAGAGAUCGAUUUUUUUCGCGGAUUGAGAUAAUUAGACCAAUUCUGAAGGAGUUUUCGGUUAUUUAGUCAGUAAAGACAUUUAGUGACGAGGAAGAAGAAUGAUUUUCAGACUUUUUAUCUUAUUUCUUUUUCUGCACCUUGUGACAAGUGUAGAAAUAAAAAGCAUUCAGACUUACCACCAUGAACUGAAUGUUACAGCGGGACAGCAGCUGCUGAUCCAAUGUAAUUUCCAAUUGGAUGAACCCCUCGGAGGUAAUAAGAUCAAACUGGCAUGGAGUGUGAAGCCACCAGAUGAAGAUGAAUUUCAACCAAUCUAUCAGACUGAAGAUACCACACAGCUGACAGUAAAAGAUGUCAACAGAAGAGCAAAGAUGCACUUGUCAGAUGUGCACCAAGGAGAUUGCUCCCUUGUGAUUGAUCCGGUUCAUCGCGAUGAUGCCGGCACGUACGAUCUACGCAUUUCCAUAAACGGAGAGGAGUUCCCAGAAGACACAAGAGUCGAUGUUCACAUCAGGGAAAGCCGUGUACAAAUAAAAAGCAUUCAGAUCUACCACCAUGAACUGAAUGUUGAAGCGGGACAGCAGCUGCUGAUCCCAUGUUAUUUCCAAUUGAAUGAACCCCUCGGAGGUAAUAAGAUCAAACUGGAAUGGAGUAGGAAGCCACCAGGCAAAGAUGAAUUUCAACCAAUCUAUCAGUUUGAAGAUACCACACGCCUGGCAGUAAAAGAUAUCAAUAUUAGAACAAGUAUGCACUGGACAAAUGUGCGCCAAGGAGAUUGCUCCCUUGCGAUUAAUCCGGUUCAUCGCGAUGAGGCUGGCACGUACGAUCUACGCAUUGCCAUAAACGGAGAAGAGUUCCCAGCAGUUACAAGAGUCGAUGUUCACAUCAGCGAAAGCCGUGUAGCAAUAAAAAGCAUUCAGACUUUCCACCAUGAACUGAGUGUUAAAGCAGGACAGCAGCUGGUGAUCCAAUGUCGUUUCCAUUUGGAUGAACCCCUCGGAGGUAAUAAGAUCAAACUGCAAUGGAGUGUGAAGCCACCAGACGAAGAUGAAUUUCAACCAAUCUAUCAGAUUGAAGAUACCACAGUAAAAGAUAUCAACAGUAGAGCAAGGAUGAACUUGUCAGAUGUGCACCAAGGAGAUUGCUCCCUUGUGAUUGAUCCGGUUCAUCGCGAUGAUGGCGGCACGUACGAUCUACGCAUUGCCAUAAACGGAGAAGAGUUCCCAAGUGAUACAAGAGUCGAUGUUCACAUCAGGGAAAGCCGUGUAGAAAUAAAAAGCGUUCAGACCUACCAACAUGAACUGAAUGCUACAGUGGGACAGCAGCUGGUCAUCCCAUGUCAUUUCAACAUGGAUAAACCCCAUAGCAAUGAUGUGAUCCUCAUGAAAUGGAGCAUGAGGCCCAUAGGAGAAGAUAGAUUUCAACCAAUCGUUAAGGUGUAUGAUACCAAGCUCCUGCCAUUAGAACACCCCACCAGAACUGUAAGUGUGGACGUGCCACGAGUGCGCCAAGGAAUUUGCUCCCUUAAGAUAAGUCCAGUUCAUCUUAAGGAUAGCGGCACCUAUGAGGUCCACCUUGCCAUAAAUGGAGACGAGUACCCAGGCCACACAAGGUUCAAUAUUUACGUCAAGGAAAGCGAUAUGGAGACUGACCCUAAUCAGCCAAUGAAUGAUCAGUCACGGAAAGCCAGUGGAAAUGAAGAUGAGGACCUCAUGAGGAUGGCAGGAUUUCUCCAAGGGUUAAAAGACAAUUACAGCUUACAGAUCUGUGGAGGAGUUAUUCUUCUCAUAACACUAUUGAGCGUGAUACUAACAAUCUACUUUGGAUGUAGAUAUUGCCGGCUGAAGCACAAGCUAGUGGAUGAUGUAAAACAAAUGGAAGAGGGAAGACAGUGUGGGUUACCAGUGCCAACAACCUAUGUAUCUAUCCCUGAGGAGAAUUGGCACAAAGGAUCUCCCCCGGUGGAGAAUUGGCACAAAGGAUCUACCCCGGUGGAGAAUUGGCACAAAGGAUCUAACCACAUCCCUACAUCUAGCCAAGUGAAGGUGGCGGAUCCACCUCCAUUAUUGACAGCUGAAGAACGGCAAAGAGUUCUCAAGCGAGUUAGAUCAAAAAUGAGGGACUGCAUAAAAUUAAAAAUAUUGCAGGCGGAAAGUAGGGGGAUAAGUGAGGGCAGGGUAGGGGGUAAGUGA
Molecule: messenger RNA, 2265 nt
Organism: Rana temporaria (common frog)
Lineage: Eukaryota; Metazoa; Chordata; Amphibia; Anura; Ranidae
Exons: 7
Coding region: 172-2265 (697 amino acids)
Source: RefSeq, a predicted model, not a curated record